CCAUAAUGACUUAAACUGGGAAUUGAGUUUGACAUGAUUAUGUGUAUUGGUAUAUUGGAUGAAAUUAUCUGCAUCAUGGUUUUCAAAAAUUGAGUUUUGAACUUAUUUGUUUUCGAGUAAUUAUUUUGGGAAAAUUUUUGUUUUAACCAAGUGAGAGAUUUGGUGAAGAAUGAAUUUUGUGUGGAUCAAUCUAAGGCCAAUAUUUCCUUGUAGCUCGCACGGAAGUUGUGAAAAUGUUCCUACUGACCAGUCGAGAGGAGUGGGGGCGGUUGAUGCAAGACCGCUAGUAUUAGAUUAUGCAAAGAUGAAGAGUUUGGGUGGUAGGGACUUUAAGGGAGAUGUGAGCCCAGAUGCUGUAGUAGAGUGGUUGAGAGAGAUGGAAGAUGUGUUUGAGUAUCUUUAUGCAACCCCAGAGGAAAAAGUGCAGUAUGUUGUUUUUCUCCUAAAGGGGUAUGCGAGGAGCUGGUGGUCCUCAGUCUCUAGAGUUAAUGGUGAACGAGUUCAGUUCACCUGGGAGGAGUUUCUGAAGGCCUUUAAGACAGAGUUUCUUCCCGAAGCUUUUAUCAGGGCAAAGAACAAUGAAUUUUCCAACCUUAAGCAGGAGAAUUUGACAGUUACUGAGUACACCAUCAAGUUUGUUCGACUGCUUUACUUUGAGGAUGGGUUGGCGGAUACUGAGCAUAAGAAGAAGAUGAGAUACUUGCAUGGUCUGCGCAUAGGAUUGAAAGAAAAGAUCCACAGGGUUGAUGAAGAGAGCAUGGCCACAAUCAAGGAGGCAGCACUUAAGUAUGAAGCCUAUGAAGUUGAGAGCCGAGAGGAACACAAGGCCAAAGAAGAGGAGAAGAAGAGGAAGUUUGGAGUAAAUUAUGCUGGACCUCGUUACCCACCCAGGAGAGGUCCUAGCAGUUUUGGGAGAACACCAAGUCAAUCUAUGUCGGGAACAUCAUACAGGGCACCAAUAUCCUCAGCCACACAAUUUCCAUUUUGUCAAGUUUGUCAGAAGAGGCAUAUUGGAGAGUGUAGGAGAUUUGCUGGUGUAUGCUUUCACUGUGGCCAACCUGGGCACAUCAUGAGGGAUUGCCCGCAUGCGAGAGAAGUAAGAGCUACACAGUCCGAGCCUUCAGUGCAAAUGAGUAGAGCCCCAUUCAGGGGUGGUUACCAGGGAGGCCGUAGUGGAUUUCAGAGUGGUCGUGGUGGUUCACAGGGUGGUAGAGGUGGUGGUCGAAAUCAGCCAUCAGGAAGUGGUACGCAGGGUACCAGAGCACAGGGAGCACCAAGGGUUUAUGCAAUGACUCGAGGUGAGGCAGAAGUGGCACCAGAAGUUGUGACUGGUAUGCUUUCUAUCCUUGGCAAGCAAUUAUAUGCUUUGAUCGAUACUGGUUCCUCUCACUCAUUCAUGUCAUAUACGUUUGCACAUAUGCUACGCUUAGUUCCAGAUAAGCUAGGUUAUACCUUAUGUGUUAAAACACCUGUGGGAGAUACCUUGAAGGUAGACUCAGUUAUUAGAAGUUCCUUCAUUUGUGUGGAAGGAGCUUUCCUAGCAGCAGAUUUAAUUCUGCUACCUUUUGAUGAAUUUGAUGUCAUCCUUGGAAUGGACUUUCUGGCAACACAUGGAGCUGUUGUGGAUUGUCAAAAGAAAGAAGUGUUAUUCAACACACCAGAUAAAGGUCAUGUUGUAUUCCGAGGCAUUAAGAAAAAGGAGACUCAUGGUUUUCUUUCUGCCUUGGAAGCUUUUCGGUUAGUGAAGGAAGGUUGUGAAGCCUUUCUUGCUCAAGUUACUGUAGUAAAUGAUAAAAAGGUUGAGGAUGUAGAGGUGGUAAGGGAAUUUCCUGAUGUAUUCCCUGAAGAACUUCCCGGCCUUCCACCAGAGAGGGAAGUAGAGUUUGAUAUUGAAUUGGUACCUGGCACAACACCAAUUUCAAUGGCACCAUAUAGAAUGGCACCAAUUGAGCUGAAGGAGCUUAAAGAACAAUUGCAAGAAUUGUUAGACAAGGGGUUUAUUCGACCUAGCAUCUCACCUUGGGGUGCACCGGUUUUGUUUGUCAAGAAGAAAGAUGGCUCCAUGAGAAUGUGCAUUGACUACCGGAGGUUGAAUAAAGCAACAGUGAAGAAUCGUUAUCCCCUUCCAAGAAUAGAUGAUUUGUUUGAUCAAUUGCAGGGUGCAUCAGUCUUUUCUAAGAUUGAUUUGAGAUCUGGAUACCAUCAAUUGAAAGUGGCAGAUGGAGCAACCUCAAAAACAGCUUUUAGAACAAGAUAUGGGCAUUAUGAGUUCCUGGUAAUGCCUUUUGGACUCACUAAUGCACCAGCGGUAUUUAUGGCUCUUAUGAACAGAGUUUUCCAUGAAUAUCUUGAUAAGUUUGUGAUUGUGUUCAUAGAUGAUAUUCUCAUCUAUUCUAAAAGCGAGGAGGAGCACAAAACUCACCUUAGAAUUGUGUUGCAAAUUCUAAGGGAGAAACAAUUAUAUGCAAAAUUCUCAAAAUGUGAGUUUUGGCUGAAGGAGGUAAUAUUUCUGGGACAUGUAAUUUCUGGAAGAGGUGUCGAGGUGGAUCCGAAAAAGGUGGAAGCAGUGGUGAGUUGGACUCCACCAAAAGAUGUGUCGGAGUUGAGAAGUUUUAUUGGCAUGGCUGGUUAUUAUCGGCGGUUCGUAGAAGGAUUUUCUAAAAUUGCUGCACCAUUGACUAAACUGUUGAGGAAGAAUACUAAGUAUGUUUGGGAUGAAUCAUGUCAAAAGAGUUUUGAUGAACUGAAAAAGAGAUUGACCACAGCACCAGUACUUGCACUACCUUCAAGUCAAGGAGAGUUUGUGGUGUAUAGUGAUGCCUCGUAUCAAGGAUUGGGCUGUGUGUUAAUGCAAGAUGGAAGAGUUAUCGCAUAUGCCUCUAGGCAAUUGCGUCCUCAUGAAGUAAAUUAUCCCACUCAUGACUUAGAAUUGGCAGCGGUGGUAUUUGCUCUCAAGAUUUGGCGACAUUAUUUGUAUGGUGAGACUUUUAAAAUUCUAACUGAUCACAAAAGCUUGAAGUAUAUUAUGGAUCAGAAGGAUUUAAAUAGUCGCCAGAGGAGAUGGAUAGAGUUGUUGAAAGAUUAUGAUUGUACCAUUGAUUACCAUCCAGGUAAAGCUAAUGUAGUUGCUGAUGCUCUGAGCAGAAAGGGGAAGAAGAAUAUAAAUGAUCUGGUUGAUUUGAGGGCAAUGAAUGUGGAUUUGGAAGUGGAUGGUGUGACAGGGUUACUAGCUCGGUUGAACAUUCGACCUUUGUUGCACGACAAAAUUCGUGAGAAGCAGAAGGAGGACCCAGAGUUGGUAAAAAUCAUUCAAGACAUUCAGGAAGGAAAAGAAAGCCCAUUUGAAAUGGUAGAUGGCAUGUUGAAGAUUAAUGGAAGAGCAUGUGUUCCUAAUGUUGAUAACUUGAGGAAAGAGAUCCUAGAUGAAGCUCAUUCUUCUGCUUAUGCUAUGCACCCAGGAGCAACUAAAAUGUAUCACACGAUCAAACCAUAUUUUUGGUGGCGUGGGAUGAAAAAGGAAGCGGCUGAACAUGUUUUCACAUGUCUAGUAUGUCAGAAAGUUAAGGCAGAACAUCAAGCUCCCGUGGGAAAACUGCAACCACUUCCAAUUCCAGAAUGGAAGUGGGAAAGAAUCACAAUGGAUUUUGUAUAUGGUCUUCCAUCAUCAAGGGGAAAAGAUGCAGUAUGGGUUAUUGUGGACCGACUAACCAAAUCGGCUCACUUUUUACCCAUUAGAUGGAAACCAUCACUGGAGACUUUGUCUCAACUAUAUAUUAAGGAGAUCGUCAGAUUGCAUGGUGUGCCAAUUUCUAUUGUCUCUGAUCGAGACCCGAGCUUCACAUCUCGGUUUUGGCAAAGUUUACAUGAUGCCUUGGGAACUAAAUUACAUUUUACUUCAGCUUAUCAUCCUCAAACAGAUGGGCAGAGUGAACGAAACAUCCUAACCUUGGAGGAAUUACUUCGAUCAUGUGUAAUGCAAUGGGAGGAAUCAUGGAUUGACCAUUUGCCCUUAAUUGAGUUUGCUUACAACAACCAGUACCAUAGUAGCUUGGGUGUUCCACCAUAUGAAGCACUUUAUGGGAGGAAGUGUAGAACACCAUUAUGUUGGGAUGUAGAAGGAGCAAGGCAAAUCUCAGGGCCAGAGAUAGUUCAGAUCACAGUUGACAAGGUCAAGGAAAUCAGGGAGCGUUUGAGGGUGGCUCAAGAUCGACAGAAAGUUUAUGUUGACACGAGUAGGCGUGAAGUUAAUUUCGAAGUGGGUGAGAAAGUAUUUCUCAAAGUGUCACCUUGGAAAGGCGUAAUGAGAUUUGGUAAGAAAGGGAAACUUGCACCUCGGUAUAUUGGGCCAUAUGAAAUCACAGAGAAGAUUGGACCAGUGGCUUAUAAGUUAGCAUUGCCUCCAGAACUAUCUCAAAUCCACAAUGUAUUUCAUGUUAGUAUGCUGAAGAGGUACAAAGUGGAUCCUUCCCAUGUGAUACAACCAGAAGAUAUCGAGUUGGGUCCUGAUUUGACAUUUGAAGAGGUUCCAGUUGAGAUUGUUGAUUUUCAGAUUAAGAAUCUUCGUAGGAAGGAAAUUCCAAUGUUGAAGGUUAUGUGGAGGAAUCAAGAAAGUGAGAGUGCUACAUGGGAAACUGAAGCAAGUAUGCGGGAGAAGUACCCUGAGUUAGUAGCAACCUACUUUACAGGUUAACAAUCUUGCUUAGUAAGUUAUGUUUUGAACUUGCUGACGUGUUUUUGUUGUGAUAGCCCAGUAUAGGUUUUUGAAACCUAAACAUGGGAACUUGAGGUGUUAUGUGUUACCUUCUAUGUUAUGAAUUGCCUGACCUAAGAGUUAGGUAAUGACUUUAUGUGUGAUAGACCAAGUUAAGGGUAAGUAAGAGGAGUUAGAGUUUGACUCAAGGUUAGAUUUCGGGGACGAAAUCUUUUAAGGAGGGGAGAAUUGUAACAUCCCAUUUCGGCUAAAACCCAUAUUUCGAUCGUUAGAAAGUUCGCGAUUUAAAAUCGAGCAUUUCGACACUAUUUCGGCGAAAAUCGAAUUAUCGAUCGAUCGGAUAAGUAUACGUAUUAAUUUUUAUAUAUAUAUCCUGUCGAUUUAAUUUCCCCACCACCACCGUUCAUUUUUCCAUUUCUUCCUUCUUCUUCCAUUUCCGAGAGAAACGAGAGAAACAGAGCACGCGCGGAGCUCUCGACCCAAAAUUCCAAAGCUCAAAAUCUUGAGCCCUAGUGAUCCAAAAAUCCCGUAAGUAAUGCCUAAUUCAUCUAUACAUCGUGUUUUAUCGAUUUAGAGCUUUAAAACGAGUUUUUGGUUCAGGAAUUUCUUGAAUUCCCGAUCUGCCAAAUUAGGGUUUCGGAGUAUCCGGAAGCCGGAUUGAGCCCAAAUUUCAUAUACGAGCUUCCUACAGCGAGGUAAUCAAUCCCCUAGUUCUAAUCCCUGAAUUUCGGUUAUUAUUUAGGCCGGGGUCCAAACCGCUGAAUUUAGCUCCGGCCAGGGUUUGAUGUGUUUUUAUCGAGAAUUUGACCCGGAGCCUAGAACUAAUAUUGACGGGGAUACUGCAGGGGAUAUUAGGACGGUCUCGGAUUUUAAUUCGGGGUUCGUUCGUGAAAUUGACGUUUUAGUACGGGAGGCUAGAACCGGUGUUUGAACGACCAGAACUGGUGAGGGAUUAGCACGGCAUACCGGGUUUGUCGUAUCACGAUAAUUAUAUUGAUGCUUAGAAUUGACCUAGGUGAACUAGAAUGGCAUGAUUAGGGGUGUAUGGACUUUUGUGCUAUAUGAUGAACCUUGGACUACUGUAUGAUAUUAUUGACUUGCCCUAAUCGAUAUGAACCUUGUUUAUGUGGAUGAUUGCCUACAUGUUGCCAUUUGUGGCUUAACUGUUGAUAUGAGUUUAUGGUUGUUCGAUAAGGGUUUUUGACAUGGUGUGAUAUUAUGGUUGUAUUUGGAUCCAUAAGUGGGGGAAUAAACUUCCCAGGGUGAUAUUAUGAUGUUUAAGGAGGAUGACUUGCACGAGGGUUUAUCCCGAGGAAGUGCAAUUAUACGACUCCUGAUUUACCUAUGUUGAGCCAAUUAUGGUCAGGUCAAGUACAUGUGCAAGUAAUGAAUUAUGAUUAAGCAAGAUGAGAUAUGAAUCAUGUAUAAGGAUACAAAAUAUGAGUGUUGUGGUCUCACGAUCAACUACAUAGUAAUUAGGGCUCCCUAUGCUAUUACUCUAUUAUGAUAUGUAUGAUAGUCACACCUCUCAUGUGGUGGUGACUGAAGAAUUCUUAUGAGAUAUGACCACACCCAGAGCGGUGUCGGGGUAUGACUACACCCAUAGUGGUGUGGGGUAUGUGUGACCACAUCCGACGGGAUGUUGGGGUAUGUAUGACUACAUCCGACGGGAUGUGGGGUAUGUUUCCCGGGAGAGUUAUUAGCAUGGGAGUAGCCAGGCGCCUAUGAUUAAAACAUGAUAAGAUGC
This is a messenger RNA of Linum trigynum, 6458 nucleotides long. The record is from the annotation of a GenBank genome assembly. Lineage: Eukaryota; Viridiplantae; Streptophyta; Magnoliopsida; Malpighiales; Linaceae.